AUGGACCAGGCUCGAGAAAAAGGCUCCAACGAAGAACCUGGCUCACAAGAAAUAGUGCAGCCUUCCGACCUUUCGUGUUCGGAUUCGGUAAACGAAAGAAGACUGCUGUGGAAAAUAGAUGUGUUCGUCUUAUCCUUCGUUUGCUUGCAAUACUGGAUUAACUACGUUGACAGAGUUGGCUUUGCCAAUGCUUAUGUUUCCGGUUUGAAAGGCGAUUUGGGGCUCCGAGGUGACCAGUUCAAUGUGAUCAACACUUGCUUUACAGUCGGAUACGUUUUGGGUAUGAUUCCUAACAACCUGAUACUCUUAGUGGUCCAGCCACGGAUAUGGCUAAGUUUCUGCACCUUUGCGUGGGGGAUAUUAACGCUGUCUAUGUACAAAGUUACCAGUUUUCAGCAAUGCUGCGCAAUUCGGUUUUUCCAGGCUAUAUUCGAAAGUUGUACUUUUUCUGGCACUCACCUUAUCUUGGGUUCGUGGUAUCGCGAAAAUGAGCUUACCAUCCGUUCGGCCAUUUUCACAAGUAGUGGAUUGGUGGGAUCGAUCUUUAGUGGGUUUAUGCAGGUGGGAAUUCACGAUUCCUUGGACGGGCGCAGAGGAUUGGCUGGAUGGAGAUGGCUUUUUAUUGUUGAUUUCUUGAUUACCAUACCCAUUGCUAUCUACGGCUUUAUUUUUUUCCCCACGACUCCGGACCACAUGAAAAGCCAGUCGGAUGUCCCACGAUGGCUAUUUUCCAGCCAAGAGCUUGAGUUUGCUAAGCGUAGGUUGCCAACACGCGAUGAACGUGCAAAGCUGGACUGGUCGGUAUUCCGCCGUGUUCUUGGUAGAUGGCAUUGGUGGCUUCUUUCACUACUUUGGAUUCUAGGCGGCGAAAAUCUCUCUUUAGCGUCUAAUUCGACUCUUGCUCUAUGGCUGCAGUCCCAAGGAUAUUCUUUGGCAGACAAAAAUCAGUACCCAAUGGGCAUAUACGCGGUGGGAGUCGUUGCUACUUGCGGUAGCGCUAUUUACAUGGAUAAAUUCCGUCAUUCGCAGCAUUGGCAUGUUGCGCUUUUCAUUGGUGUUGUAAUGUGCGUUGUGGCAGUCAUGGUGCGAGCCGCACCUAUCAGUCCUGGAGUAUUGUUCACAGCUCAAUACUUAGGUGGUGUUGCGUAUGCCGCACAGGCCGUAUUUUUUAGCUGGGCAAAUGUCGUGUGCCAAAAUGACCUACAAGAGCGUGCCAUUGUUUUGGCAUCUAUGAAUAUGUUUUCCGGUGCUGUAAAUGCUUGGUGGUCAUUACUGUUUUACUCUGCGACCAUGGCUCCUCGAUACGAACGUGGAUGUUAUGCAUUGAUUGGAACUGCCAUUGGAAGUAUUGUGUUGGCGGCACUGAUCCGCUGGCUCCAGCGCCGGGACCAGAAUCAGAAUCAGGGGAAGCGCUUGAACUACGUUGCUGCCGAGGCGUGGAAUUGA
This is a messenger RNA of Lachancea sp. 'fantastica', 1446 nucleotides long. Lineage: Eukaryota; Fungi; Ascomycota; Saccharomycetes; Saccharomycetales; Saccharomycetaceae. The record is from the annotation of a GenBank genome assembly.